AUGACUUCUUCAGAAAUCGUUUUCGUUAAGACACCUCCUCCUCAAAAGCCUCUUCCGGCUUCUACAAAGUCCGGUGUUCGCACAACCGAUUAUCCUUCCAUCAAGAAUGGUACUCUCAUCGUCGAAGGCCCAUCCAGCCGUCACUUUUCCAACCUUCUUCUUUUCUCUUUGUUGUUGGGAAUCCCCUUCUUUUUCACUAAAAAAAUUGGCGGUGGUUUAAAGACUUACCUUUUCUUGACUGUUCUUUUUGCCAUCCCUAUUCUCAUGGCCUUCUGGACUGUCGCUUCUUCCUACAGUCCUAAUCUUGGCGGUGACAGUGUUACUCUUCCUAAUAGAGGUGUCGAGCACUACCUUACCUUUAAGGACCCUGAGUUGGCCGAGAAGUAUAAGGGCGAAAACAAGAUCCCCAUGGAGACUUUCCACGAGCUCUAUUUCGAUCAAAAGGUUGACUUCAAUGGUGAUGCUCUUGACGUUCUUGAAGAAAGACAUGACUGGGCUUCUUUUAGAUUUACUCUGUCUUUAUUCAAGUUCUUUUUGACCGGUAUGAUGCCUGAGGUUAUUAUGCACACUCGCUCCCAAGAUGAAGAACAGGUUCGUGACCAUUACGACCGCGGUGACGACUUUUACUCUUGGUUCCUUGGCCCCCGUAUGAUUUACACUUCCGGUAUUAUCUCUGAUAUCCACAAGACUGAAUCUCUUGAGCAACUUCAGGACAACAAGCUCCGCAUUGUUUGCGAGAAGAUCGCUUUGAAAAAUGGUGACCGUUUGCUCGAUCUUGGCUGUGGUUGGGGUACUCUUGCUCGUUUCGCUUCUACACAGUAUGGUGCUCAUGUUACCGGUAUUACUCUUGGCCGCAACCAGACUGCCUGGGGUAACUCUAACCUUCGCAAGGAUGGCGUUCCUGAGUCCCAGUCUAAGAUUCUGUGUCUUGAUUACCGUGAUACUCCUGUUCCUGAAGGCAAAUACAACAAGAUCACUUGUCUUGAAAUGGCUGAACAUGUCGGUGUUCGCAAGUUUGGCUCGUUCUUGCGUCAAGUUUACGACAUGCUUGAGGAUGAAGGUUUCUUCUUCUUGCAGAUUGCUGGUUUGAGAAAGUGCUGGCAGUAUGAGGACCUUGUUUGGGGUCUUUUCAUGAAUAAGUAUAUUUUCCCUGGUGCUGAUGCUUCUACCCCUCUUGGAUUUGUUAUUGAUAAACUUGAGGGUUCUGGCUUUGAAAUUGUUUCUGUUGAUAACAUUGGUGUUCAUUACUCUGCCACUCUUUACAACUGGUACAGAAACUGGAUGGCUAAUAAGGAUCUUGUUGUUUCCAAGUAUGGUGCUAGAUGGUUCAGAAUUUGGGAGUACUUUUUGGCUUCCUCUGUCAUUACUUCCCGUCAAGGUGGUGCCACUUGCUUCCAAAUUCUUCUUAGAAAGAACCUCAACAAGGUUCACUCAGUCGAGCAGAUUCCUCUCCAGUACGGUCUUCAUGUCCCUAAGCCCCCUCAAGGAAACGUUUGGCUUGACAAUACCCUCACCGCCAUCUCUCAGUUGAGAGCUUCUGCCACUGCCAACGUCAAUCCUGAACUUGUCCCCGUUGAAGCCACUGAUUAA
Magnusiomyces paraingens is the source of this 1590-nucleotide messenger RNA. RefSeq lists its product as uncharacterized. Lineage: Eukaryota; Fungi; Ascomycota; Dipodascomycetes; Dipodascales; Dipodascaceae. The transcript has 2 exons. The record is from RefSeq and is a predicted model, not a curated record. Gene Ontology annotation, biological process: cellular response to biotic stimulus. The coding region runs from base 1 to 1590 and encodes 529 amino acids.